AUGAAGAAACUCGUUCAGAAAGCUAAAGCUCACAUACGCUCAACCUCCUCCUCUUCUCCUACUUCCCCUUCAGACCCAUCACACCCAAUCACUAAUAUCCACCUCCCCCAUCCCUCUACUAUCUCCCCGCCCACUCCCCUCGAAAUCCUACGCUAUCGCCAUCAUUUCGGCGUCAAUCUGGGUUCAAUCUUCGUCCUUGAACCAUGGCUCUUCCCCAAAUUCGCAGGAGGCGCAUCAUCCGAGCUCCAUGCUGUGACAUCUUCCGUGAAAACCAAUGGUGUAGAAACUACACGUCAGAAAUGGGAAGAACAUUGGAAGAACACAGUCACUGAUAAGGCGUUUGGAUGGUUGGCCAAAUCGGCAAAGGCGACUAGUAUUCGAUUACCCAUUGGAUAUUUUACUCUCGGACCAGAAUUUUGCAUCGGGACGCCUUUUGAAAUGGCGAAAGAUGUAUAUCAAAAUUCCUGGACAAUCGUUAAGGAAUUCAUUACUCGAGCUCGUGCGUUUGGUGUUGGGGUUCUCAUUGAUCUUCACGCUUUACCUGGUGGUGCGAAUGCAGAUAUGCAUUCUGGAUCUAGCACUGCGAGAGCGGAACUCUGGGGCUCUAAAAAGAAUCUCGAUCUUGCGAAAAAGGCACUCUUAUUCAUCGCCAAAGAAUGUAAAGAUCUGGAUGGUAUAAUCGGCAUUCAACUCUGCAACGAAGCAUGUUGGGAUGCCGGAAAGAGAGGAAUGUAUAUUUUCUACGACUCCGUCAUUCGAUCAAUUUCUGAAAUUGAUCCGGAGAUGCCGAUCUAUAUAAGUGAUGCGUGGGAUCUCUCUUUUGCUUUGAAAUGGGCUAAAGAGCGAAAUUGGAGAUCUGGAAAGAUUCCUGCUAAUCCCGUCGUCAUAGACACACAUAAAUACUUUACCUUUGCAGAUAAACAUCGUUCACAAGCCGCACAUGACCUUAUUCGUCAGAUCCCAAACGAACUGGGUGAACUGCCUAAUUGUAGUCCUAGCGCCACGCAUAUAUCUUCUGGCGGAGAAACACAAGUAAUAAUCGGUGAAUAUAGUUGUGUACUCGAUGGGAAAAGCUGGGAAAAAUGUCACCCUGACAUGAAAGAGGGUCUAGUUCGAGAAUUCGGACAACUCCAAUGCAAGAAAUGGUCCGAUAGGUGUAGCGCAGGAAGUUAUUUCUGGACAUGGAAGAUGGAAUGGAUGGACGGCGGUGAAUGGGGAUUUGUAGAACAAGUCAAGAAGGAAAAUAUCGUUGCUCCAGUCUACAUGAGUUGGCUCGUCGAAGAAAUUAAAGACAAAUUGAGGAAAGUAGACGAACAAAAAAUAAAUCUUAUGGAGAAAAUGGUCAAGGAACAUGUAGAUUAUUGGAACAAUACGAAUCCUGGGAAGAAGUUUCAGCAUGAUUUGUAUCAAAAGGGGUGGGAAACGGGGUGGGAAGAUGCUAGGGCAUUCCUGGGAUCGAGGGGGGAAAAGGGAGGUGCGGAUAAAAUAGGUUGUUUGGAGAUAUGGAUUAAGAAGCGGGUGAUAGAAUUUGGAGAGAGGGGAGAAUUUUUAUGGGAAUGGGAACAGGGGUUUAGGUUGGGGGUUAAGACUUUUGAAAAUUGUGCUGAGAUUGAUUGA
Molecule: messenger RNA, 1617 nt
Organism: Sclerotinia sclerotiorum 1980 UF-70
Lineage: Eukaryota; Fungi; Ascomycota; Leotiomycetes; Helotiales; Sclerotiniaceae
Exons: 1
Coding region: 1-1617 (538 amino acids)
Biological process (GO): glucan catabolic process
Cellular component (GO): extracellular region; cell surface
Molecular function (GO): glucan endo-1,6-beta-glucosidase activity
Source: RefSeq, a predicted model, not a curated record